ACGCGGCCGGGCUGGGCCGGCUGCGGAGGUGGAGGCACAGAAAGGCGGCUGGGCUGGGAGCUGGCCGGCUGGGAGCACAGCCCAGGAGCUCAGCAGAGUCGCUCCCACAUCCCUGCGGGGCACAGAGGCAGUUUGAAGGAGGGAUGAGACUGUGCAUUUGAUGUGCAGCUGGGAGGGACCUGAGUGCAACAGAGGCCAGAUUUAUAUUUCAAAGGGAUGAGAGAAGCAGUCUGGAAAAAGCCCAUGAUUUGAAUUCCAGUGGUCAUGCUGCCCUGAGAGAAGAGCAGCAGGGAGCAGCCUGUCGCCUCCUGACACCCAGCAUGGCAUCACCCAUGAGGAGUUUGCUCGCUGAUCCCGACAGAUACCUCCAGUCAUUCCGCCUCUUCUUGGAGAGGUCCACGGAGCACCAGAGCAUGCAAGAGUUCAUGGAGAGGCAGCUGCCGGCCGUGAUAGCCAGUGUUGGAAAUGGGAAGUCUACAAUCAAUGUUCUAAGUGUUGGUGGUGGAUCAGGUGAGAUGGACUUGCAGAUCCUCUCAAAAAUCCGAGCCAGAUAUCCUGGGGUGACCAUCAACAAUGAUGUGAUAGAGCCAAGUGCUGACCAAAUCUCCAAGUACAAAGAGCGUGUGGCUCAGGCAUCAAACCUCGAGAACACAAAGUUUACCUGGCACAAUGAGACAGCUUAUGAAUAUGAAAGUCGAAUGAAUGCAGAAAAGAAGACUAAAAAAUGGGACUUCAUUCACAUGAUCCAGAUGCUCUAUUAUGUGCAAGAUAUCCCAGCAACUAUCCGGUAUUUCCACAGCCUCCUGGAAUCACAGGGGAAGCUCCUCAUUAUCCUGGUGUCAGGGAAGAGCGGCUGGGAAACGCUGUGGAAGAAGUAUGGGUCUUUUUUUCCUUUAGAUCUUUGCACUUUUGUUUCCUCUGCUGAUUUGCCAAGGAUGCUGGAUUCAGCUGGGCUGAAGUACCAGCUCUACGAGCUCCCAUCCCACAUGGACAUAACGAGCUGCUUUAUUGAAGGGGACAAAGAUGGGGAACUCUUGCUGGAUUUCCUGACAGAAACACUUGAUUUUGCUAAAACUGCCCCUCCUGAACUAAAGCAUCAGGUAAUGGAAGAGUUAAGAAAGCCUGGGUGCAGUGAAAUCAAAGAUGGGAAGGUGAUUUUCAGGAACAACCUGGGUGCAAUAGUGAUUGAGCCAUGAGUUAACCUCUUCUCCUUGAUCC
This is a messenger RNA of Cyanistes caeruleus (blue tit), 1218 nucleotides long. The record is from RefSeq and is a predicted model, not a curated record. NCBI's taxonomy places the organism in Eukaryota, Metazoa, Chordata, Aves, Passeriformes, Paridae.